Molecule: messenger RNA, 1059 nt
Organism: Drosophila serrata
Lineage: Eukaryota; Metazoa; Arthropoda; Insecta; Diptera; Drosophilidae
Product: venom protease
Biological process (GO): proteolysis
Molecular function (GO): serine-type endopeptidase activity
Source: RefSeq, a predicted model, not a curated record
AUGCAAGUGUUGGUUUUGACUCCCUUCAUUUUUGGCGUCGUCCUCGGCCAUACUGUGCCCAAACUUUGUGAGAAUGGAACUGGGGAAUGCAAGGAAUUAAGCGGCUGUCCGACCAUAUUUCAUAACCUGGCUUCAAUCGGACCUUAUGUGAAAUAUUGCGACGAGUUCAACGACAUUGUCUGCUGUCCACUGCCAAUUAAUAUGCAAAGCCAGGUGCAGCCAUUCUCCACCGAAUGCCGCCGCUAUAAUGAGAUAAGAGCUUCCUGCCGUUCCACGCCUUUUAUAGUGGGAGGCACCAAGGCCGAGGGCCGCGAAUUUCCCUUUAUGGCAUUGCUGGGACAACGUAGGAAAAACUCUUCACAUAUUCAAUGGGACUGCGGUGGCAGCCUCAUUCAUCCCAAGUUCGUGCUAACCGCCGCCCAUUGCCUGGAGACCAGUGAGACCAAGGCCCAACGCCUGGAUCCCAACUACGACUGUCCCAAAUAUGUGGUAAGACUGGGAGAACUGGACUACAAUAGCAACACGGAUGAUGCCCGGCCACAGGACUUUAUGGUGGUCAACUAUGUGGUGCAUCCUGGUUAUGGCGAAGAUGAUGACACCGGAAGUCGCUUCAAUGACAUUGCUCUUCUCGAACUGGACAAAGAGGCUACCUUCAACGAGUAUGUGGCACCUGCCUGCCUGCCACCAGGCAGUGGAAAUGAGUAUCCUCAGGUGACUGCUGCCGGUUGGGGAGCCACCUCAGAGGGUGGGAAAGGUUCCUCGCAUCUCCUCAAAGUCACCCUGGAACGCUUCGAGGAGCAGCAGUGCAGCGAACGCCUGAGCCACAAGAUCGAUGUGCGGACUCAGCUCUGUGCGGGAUCCAGGAGCAGCAGUGGCGAUACUUGCUACGGGGACUCCGGAGGACCUGUCUUUGUCCAGCAUCCCGUUUACACCUGCCUCAAGCAAGUGAUUGGUGUCACAUCCUAUGGCAUUGUGUGCGGUGUUGAGGGACUGCCCAGUGUUUACACCAAGGUUUAUCUCUACACCGACUGGAUUGAGAAUAUCGUGUGGGGUGAAUAA